AUGGCACCAUCUAUCAAACAAAUCUUCUCCAAAGAUAGUUUCAGAAAACAUAAGAAACUCGUUUCACUAUCCGCCGCCGUAGCCUUACUCCUCGUAACCGCCGUCGCCGGAAUCACCAUCGGAGCUUCAAAAACCAACGAAAACAGAAAAAUAACUCUAUCUCCAUCCUCUCACGCCGUGUUAACAUCCGCCUGCAGCUCCACGCGUUACCCUGAGCUAUGCUUCUCCUCCGUGGCCACCUCCAGUGGAGUCAAGCUUUCGUCGCAGAAAGACGUCAUUGAGGCUUCCCUAAACCUCACGAAAAUUGCCGUUGAACACAACUACUUCACGGUGAAGAAGCUGAUCAAGAAUAGGAAAGGACUAACUCCUCGUGAGAAGACGGCUCUUCAUGAUUGUUUAGAGACUAUUGAUGUGACGCUCGAUGAGCUUCACGAGGCGGUGGAAGAUCUCCAUUUGUAUCCUAACAAAAAGUCUCUCCGGGAACACGCCGGUGAUCUCAAAACACUAAUUAGCUCCGCCAUUACCAACCAGGAAACUUGUUUAGACGGCUUCUCUCAUGACCGCGCCGACAAGAAUGUCCGUAAGGCCUUGUUGAAGGGUCAGAUGCACGUAGAGCACAUGUGCAGCAACGCACUAGCAAUGAUCAAGAACAUGACUGAUACCGAUAUAGCCAAUUUCGAGCUAAAAGCUAAACUCACCUCAAACAACCGUAAACUCAAGGAGGAGGAGACUACGGUUGCCGUAGAUAUUGCUAGCGCCGGAGAAUUAGACGCCGAGGGGUGGCCGACUUGGUUAUCCGCAGGAGAUAGGAGGCUUCUUCAAGGGUCUACAGUGGAAGCCGAUGCUACCGUGGCGGCUGAUGGUAGCGGUACAUUCACCACUGUGGCGGCUGCGGUUGCGGCGGCCCCAGAGAAUAGUAAUAAGAGGUAUGUAAUACAUAUAAAAGCUGGAGUUUAUAGAGAGAAUGUGGACGUGCCCAAGAAGAAAAAGAAUAUAAUGUUUAUGGGAGAUGGUCGGACAACGACUAUUAUUACCGCAAGUAGAAACGUCGUGGACGGUAGCACCACCUUUCACUCUGCCACCGUUGCUGCCGUCGGCGAGAGAUUCUUAGCGCGUGACAUCACUUUCCAGAACACGGCCGGUCCAUCGAAGCACCAAGCGGUGGCUCUACGUGUCGGUUCUGAUUUCUCCGCUUUCUACCGAUGCGACAUGUUAGCUUACCAAGACACUCUCUACGUCCACUCUAACCGUCAGUUCUUCGUCAACUGUCUCAUCGCCGGAACCGUCGACUUCAUUUUCGGAAACGCCGCCGUGGUUCUCCAAAACUGUGACAUCCACGCUCGUAGACCAAACUCCGGCCAGAAAAACAUGGUCACGGCCCAAGGAAGGACUGACCCUAACCAAAACACUGGAAUAGUUAUCCAGAACUGUCGGAUUGGUGCCACAUCGGAUUUAAUGUCCGUGAAAAGUAGCUUUCCUACGUAUCUUGGUCGGCCGUGGAAGGAAUAUUCGCAGACGGUGAUAAUGAAGUCGGAUAUCUCUGACGUGAUCCGACCCGAGGGGUGGUUCGAGUGGAGUGGGACUUUUGCGUUGAGCACUCUGACUUACAGAGAGUAUGCGAACACAGGAGCAGGAGCUGGAACUGGAGGUAGAGUUAAGUGGAAUGGUUUUAAGGUAAUAACAGAUGUUGCUGAAGCUGAGCCAUAUACGGCUGGUCAGUUUAUUGGUGGUGGAGGCUGGUUAGCUUCGACUGGUUUCCCUUUCUCUCUUGGAUACUUCAAAGUAGAUGAGGAAGCUCAAGAAAUAGCCUUGAAGAAAAAGGCGUACAAACGUUUGUUUCUUGUGGCUGCCUCCGUCGUGAUCCUGCUCGGUGUUAUCAUCGGCGGUUCCGUCGCCGUUGCUCGUAACCAGAGAAACUCUUCACAUGGUUCGUCGCCUAACACAACUCCAGAGUUGACUCCAGCCGCUUCGCUCAAGAACGUGUGUAGCGUUACUCGGUUCCCUGAUGCUUGUAUCUCAAGCAUCUCCAAGAUUCCAUCAUCCAACACGACCGAUCCUGAGGUUAUCUUUAAACUUUCCCUGAAGGUGGUCGUUGACGAGCUCGCUUCGAUCUCCGACUUGCCUAGGAAGCUAGCUGAAGAGACUGACGAUGAAGGAAUCAAAUCAGCGCUUAGUGUUUGUGGAGAGAUGCUAGACGUGGCGUUGGAUAGUGUCAACGAGACAGUUUCCGCUAUGGAUGUUGGAGACGGUAACAACAUCUUGACCUCUGGUAAGAUAGACGAUCUCAAGACGUGGCUCACCGCGGCCAUAACAUACUACGAGACAUGUUUCGACACACUCGCUGAGAUCAGCCCUAACCAGACAGAGAGCAAGACUUCUAUAGUCUCGCAGAAUCUUACAUCAGCCAUGAGAAACUCCACCGAGUUCACAAGCAACAGUCUAGUCAUAGUGGCUAAGAUCCUCUCUACCUUGAGCGACUUUAAUAUCCCUAUUCACAGGAGACGGCUACUGAGUUCAAACUCGUUCCCAUCUUGGGUGAGCCCUAGGGUGCGACGGUUACUUGCGGCGAAGAGUGUAACGCCUAACGUGACGGUGGCGGCUGAUGGAUCUGGUGAUGUGUGGACGGUUAACGAGGCGGUGGUAAAGAUCCCUAAGAAGUCGAACGCAACGUUUGUUAUAUACGUGAAAGCUGGUACGUAUGUGGAGAAUGUUGUUAUGGAUAAGAGCAUGUGGAAUGUUAUGAUCUACGGCGACGGUAAAGACAAGACCAUUAUUUCUGGUAGCAAGAACUUCGGCGUUGAUGGGAUUAAAACCUACUAUACGGCUACAUUGGGUGUCCAAGGUAAAGGCUUCAUUAUGAAGGACAUAGGAAUCAUAAACACAGCCGGACCAGAAAAAUCCCAAGCCGUGGCGUUCCGUUCAGACUCCGACCAGUCAGUCUACUACCAAUGCUCAUUCGACGGUUACCAAGACACUCUCUACACUCACGCCAAGCGUCAAUUCUACCGUGACUGCGACGUCACUGGCACAGUCGACUUCAUUUUCGGUAACGCCGCCGUCAUCUUCCAGAGCUGCACCAUUCGACCACGUCAGCCACUUCCUAAGCAAUCCAACACAAUCACCGCUCAGGGCAGAACCGAAGAGAAGCAGAACUCUGGUACCGUGAUACAGGGAUGCACGAUCACAGCCAACGGAAACGUAACCGCUGCGACGUAUCUUGGCCGUCCAUGGAAGCAGUAUUCUACAACGGUGAUUAUGGAGUCGGAGAUUGGACCGCUUGUGGGGGCCGCAGGGUGGUUGAGGUGGGAUACUGGGGUUGAUCCACCGUCGACUAUAUUGUAUGGAGAGUAUAAGAAUUCUGGGCUUGGAGCGGGCCUGACUGAGAGAGUUGACUGGGCCGGGUAUAAGCCCAGUAUGUCUGCUAGCGAGGCAGGGAGGUUUACAGUUGAUGCCUUUAUCGAUGGGAAAGAUUGGUUACCUGCGACGGGAGUGCCGUAUCAGCCAAGUUUCUAUUAA
Molecule: messenger RNA, 3516 nt
Organism: Eruca vesicaria subsp. sativa (arugula)
Lineage: Eukaryota; Viridiplantae; Streptophyta; Magnoliopsida; Brassicales; Brassicaceae
Source: the annotation of a GenBank genome assembly